Molecule: messenger RNA, 924 nt
Organism: Castor canadensis (American beaver)
Lineage: Eukaryota; Metazoa; Chordata; Mammalia; Rodentia; Castoridae
Source: RefSeq, a predicted model, not a curated record
UUAUAUAGAUUCCUUGCUGUUCCUUAUCUGUGCUUAUCAGAAUAAUAAAGAACUCUUGUCAAAGGGCCCAUACAGAGGACAUGAUGAAGAGUUAAUAUCACAUUAUAGAAGAGAAUGUUUACUAAAAUUAAAUGAACAAGCUGCAGAACUGUUUGAAUCUGGAGAGGAUCGAGAAGUAAACAAUGGUUUGAUUAUCAUGAAUGAAUUUAUUGUUCCGUUUUUGCCCCUACUAUUGGUGGAUGAAAUGGAAGAGAAAGACAUACUUGCAGUGGAAGAUAUGAGGAAUAGAUGGUGUUCCUACCUAGGACAAGAAAUGGAAUCAAACCUCCAAGAAAAGCUGACGGACUUUCUUCCAAAACUGCUUGACUGUUCUACGGAAAUUAAAGGUUUCCACGAGCCACCGAAGUUACCUUCAUAUUCCACGCAUGACCUCUGUGAGCGGUUUGCCCGAAUCAUGUUGUCCCUCAGUCGAACUCCUGCUGAUGGAAGAUAAACUGCACACGCUUUCCCUAAACACACUGUAUAAACUCUUUUUAGUUCUUAACCCUUGCCUUCCUGUCACAGGGUUUGCUUGUUGCUGCUAUAGUUUUUAACUUUUUUAUUUUAAUAACUGCAAAAGACAAAAUGAAUAUACAGACUUUAACCAGACUGCAAACUAUAAAGCUGAGAAUCGCAUGGCACUCAGACUUUGUUUUAACCAAAACUGAUGUAUAAUUACAAAUCUGAUUGAUUUUAUUAUGGCAAAAUUUGCCACUUUUCUUGUCACAGUAUUACUUUGCUUUCAUCUCUUCUUUAUCAACAGCUUUCCAUUCAGUCUGGAUCCUUCCAUGACUAAGCCAUUCAAGUGUUCAGCACUGUGUAUAAUACAUAAUAUUUGGUAGCUUGUAACUGAAAUUAAAGAAUAAAGUUUUAUUUAUGGCUACC